This is a messenger RNA of Myotis brandtii (Brandt's bat), 6274 nucleotides long. RefSeq names its product synaptojanin 1 (gene SYNJ1). Gene Ontology annotation, cellular component: perinuclear region of cytoplasm; presynapse. Gene Ontology annotation, molecular function: RNA binding; phosphatidylinositol-4,5-bisphosphate 5-phosphatase activity. Bases 47 to 4468 code for a protein of 1473 amino acids. The transcript has 31 exons. The record is from RefSeq and is a predicted model, not a curated record. Lineage: Eukaryota; Metazoa; Chordata; Mammalia; Chiroptera; Vespertilionidae. Gene Ontology annotation, biological process: brain development; synaptic vesicle endocytosis; phosphatidylinositol dephosphorylation.
GCCGCAUCUGCUCUGCUCGCUCCCACAGGCUGCCUCUGCGGACAGGAUGGCGUUCAGCAAGGGGUUCCGGGUCUACCACAAGCUGGACCCCCCGCCCUUCAGCCUCAUGGUGGAGACCAGGCACAAGGAGGAGUGUCUCCUGUUCGAGUCCGGGGCGGUGGCCGUGCUCUCUUCUGCAGAAAAGGAGGCAAUCAAGAGUACAUACUCCAAAGUGCUGGAUGCAUAUGGACUCCUCGGUGUUUUACGCCUCAAUCUGGGUGACACCACGCUACAUUAUCUGGUCCUCGUCACCGGGUGCAUGUCUGUGGGGAAAAUUCAAGAAUCUGAAGUGUUCCGAGUGACUUCCACGGAGUUUAUAUCCCUGCGAGCCGACUCUUCGGAUGAGGAUCGCAUUUCCGAAGUGCGCAAGGUGCUGAGCUCAGGGAACUUCUAUUUCGCGUGGUCGGCCUCGGGGGUCAGCUUGGACCUGAGCCUUAACGCCCAUCGCCGCCUGCAGGCGCACACGACUGACAACAGGUUCUUCUGGAACCAGUCUUUGCACCUGCACCUCCAGCACUACGGCGUGAGCUGCGACGACUGGCUGCUGCGCCUCAUGUGCGGGGGCGUCGAGAUCAGAACCAUCUACGCGGCCCACAAGCAGGCCAAGGCCUGCCUCAUCUCCAGGCUGAGCUGCGAGCGGGCCGGGACCAGGUUCAAUGUCCGCGGCACCAACGACGAUGGCCACGUCGCCAAUUUUGUAGAAACGGAGCAGGUCGUGUACUUAGAUGACUCCGUUUCUUCCUUCAUCCAAAUCCGGGGCUCGGUUCCGUUGUUCUGGGAGCAGCCAGGCUUGCAGGUGGGCUCGCACCGUGUCCGGAUGUCCAGGGGCUUCGAAGCCAAUGCGCCCGCCUUUGACAGGCAUUUUAGAACACUUAAGAAUCUGUAUGGCAAACAAAUAGUAAUAAACCUGCUUGGAUCUAAGGAAGGUGAACAUAUGCUCAGUAAGGCCUUCCAGAGCCACCUGAAGGCUUCAGAGCACGCCGCCGACGUGCAGAUGGUGAGCUUCGACUACCACCAGCUGGUGAAGGGGGGCAAGGCCGAGAAGCUGCACAGCGUCCUCAGGCCUCAGGUCCAGAGGUUCCUCGAUUAUGGCUUUUUUCAUUUCGACGGAAGUGACGUUCGAAGGUGCCAGAGUGGGACUGUCCGCACCAACUGCUUGGACUGCCUGGACAGGACAAACAGCGUGCAGGCCUUCCUGGGCCUGGAGAUGCUGGCGAAACAGCUGGAAGCCCUCGGCUUGGCUGAGAAGCCCCAGUUGGUGACUCGCUUUCAGGAGGUUUUCCGCUCCAUGUGGUCGGUGAACGGUGACUCCAUCAGUAAGAUCUAUGCCGGGACCGGGGCUCUGGAAGGAAAGGCCAAGCUAAAAGAUGGUGCUCGCUCUGUCACUAGAACGAUUCAGAAUAACUUCUUUGACAGCUCCAAGCAAGAGGCCAUUGACGUUUUGCUCCUGGGAAACACUCUAAAUAGUGAUUUAGCUGACAAAGCGCGAGCACUUUUAACCACUGGAAGUUUGCGUGUCUCUGAGCAGACGUUGCAGUCAGCCUCUUCUAAAGUUCUGAAGAGCAUGUGCGAGAGUUUCUACAAGUAUUCAAAGCCCAAGAAGAUCCGAGUGUGUGUGGGCACCUGGAAUGUGAACGGCGGGAAGCAGUUCCGCAGCAUAGCUUUUAAGAACCAGACCCUCACCGACUGGCUUCUUGAUGCACCCCGGCUGGCGGGCAUCCAGGAGUUUCAAGAGAGAAGAAGUAAGCCAACAGACAUAUUUGCGAUCGGGUUUGAGGAGAUGGUGGAGCUGAAUGCCGGAAACAUUGUGAAUGCGAGCACCACGAACCAGAAGCUCUGGGCCGUGGAGCUCCAGAAGACCGUCUCCCGGGACAACAAGUACGUGCUGCUGGCCUCCGAGCAGCUGGUGGGCGUCUGCCUGUUCGUCUUCAUCCGCCCGCAGCACGCGCCCUUCAUCAGGGAUGUCGCCGUGGAUACUGUGAAGACGGGAAUGGGAGGCGCCACUGGCAACAAGGGAGCGGUGGCCAUCCGCCUGCUGUUCCACACGACCAGCCUCUGCUUUGUCUGCAGCCACUUCGCCGCAGGGCAGUCCCAGGUCAAGGAACGGAAUGAGGACUUCGCGGAGAUCGUGCGGAAGCUGAGCUUCCCUAUGGGAAGGAUGCUCUUUUCCCACGAUUACGUGUUCUGGUGCGGCGACUUCAACUACCGCAUCGACCUCCCUAAUGAGGAGGUGAAGGAGCUCAUCAGGCAGCAGAACUGGGACGCCCUCAUCGCAGGAGAUCAGCUGAUCAGCCAGAAGAACGCCGGGCAGAUUUUUAGAGGAUUUUUAGAAGGAAAAGUAACCUUUGCUCCGACAUAUAAAUAUGAUUUGUUUUCUGAAGACUAUGACACCAGCGAAAAGUGCCGCACCCCCGCGUGGACCGACCGCGUCCUCUGGAGGAGGAGGAAGUGGCCUUUUGAUCGAUCAGCGGAGGACUUGGACCUCCUCAACGCCAGUUUCCAAGAUGGAAGCAAAAUCCUCUACACGUGGACCCCGGGCACGUUGCUGCACUAUGGGCGGGCCGAGCUGAAGACCUCUGACCACAGGCCCGUGGUCGCCCUCAUAGACAUCGACAUCUUCGAGGUGGAGGCCGAGGAGAGGCAGAGCGUCUACAGGGAGGUCCUGGCUGAGCAGGGCCCGCCCGACGCCACGGUGCUGGUCUCCGUCCAGAGUGCAGGGCCGGAAAGCAGCUUCUUCAAUGACACUUUGAUCGACGAGCUUCUGCAGCAGUUCGCGAAUUUUGGUGAAGUGGUUCUCAUAAGGUUUGUAGAAGAUAAAAUGUGGGUUACAUUUUUGGAGGGAAGUUCUGCCUUGAGUGUUCUGAGCCUCAGUGGUAAAGAGUUACUGGGCCGGACUAUAACGAUUACUUUGAAAAGUCCCGACUGGAUCAAGAAUUUGGAAGAAGAAAUAAGUUUAGAGAAGAUUAACGUCCCGUUGCCUUCGUCGACAAGCUCCACGCUGCUGGGCGAGGACGCGGAGGUGGCGGCAGACUUCGACCUGGAAGGGGACGUGGACGACUACAGCGCUGAGGUGGAGGAGGCUCUUCCCCAGCACCUGCAGCCGUCCCCGGGCUGCGGCCUCGGCCCCUCCCCCAGCUCUUCCCCGCGGACCAGCCCCUGCCAGUCGCCCACCAUAGCGGACGUCCCCCUGCCCUCCCUGCCCAUCAGGCCAAGCCGGACCCCGUCCAGGACUCCGGGGCAGCCUCCUCCACAGAGUGCUUUUCCCGGUUCUCCCGUGGACGCUCCGUCAGCCGCGCAGCCUCAGAAGGAUGCUCCGCAGGUCCUGGAGCGACCACCUCCACCUUCAGGGGCCAGGAGUCCUGCGCUGGCCAGGAAGGAGCUUGGAGCACCCCAAAGCCCCGGAGCGACGCGGAGAGAAAACCUAGGCCACAGCCAGCCUUUGCCUCCAGCGGGACUCGAGGGCCCAGGACCCGCUGGACACGGCGCUCCCAGACCGGUAGGCAGCACCUGCCAGGGGCGGGGGGUCUGGGUUCGAGGUCCCAGUUUGCUUCCAGCCACAAGGGUUGCCUUGGGGAAGGCGUGUGGCCCAUCACGGCCUCUGCCUCUAACAUGCUCUCGGCCCUCGGCGCAGCCGCAGGUGAGACCCAACGGCGUCCCUGCGGUCAGACUGGAAUCACCGUCGAAGAGCGACCCGUUUGAAGACCUGUCACUUAGUCUGCUGGCCGUGUCACAGGCCCAGCCGCCCGUGCACCCCGCCCCUGUCCUCACCCCGGGCCCCAAGGGGGUGGUCCCCCUGCCUCCUGCAACAUCGAGUAACAUCAGCAUUUUGAGUUCUGUGAGCUGCAUGCCGACACUGCCUCCACUUCCCAUGCGGAGCCAAUCCCAGGAGAACGUGCGCUGCUCUCCGAACCCAUUUGCCCCGACCUUCCCUGGCACUGACCUCUUCGCCGGCAGGAUGAACCCGUUCAGAGCCCCGUCCAGGGACGCAGAGGCGGCGGCGCAGCCCGUGGAGCCUGUCCCCUGUGCUCCCCUCCCUCCUCCCGGGCCUCGGGGCCAGAGCAUCGGCAAGCCUCCUGCUCAGCCCCCCGGCUUCCAGGACAGCUCCGACCCGCAGGUCCAGGCCACAGCGAGCGCCAACCCCCCGAGGGGGUGGGUCACCUUCGAGGAAGAGGAGGACUUUGGUGUGAGAGCCAAGUUGAAGGCAGCUUGUCCAGACUCCCUGGGCCCUCGGCCAGGCCCGUCCUCCGGCCCAGGCGUGACCUUUGGAGAUGACUGGGGUCAAGGGACAGGUGUUCCCACCUGUGUGCUGCCCUCGCGGAGGCCGCCCCCGCCUCCCUGCUCUGCGCUCCCCGCAGGCCCCGCCCCUCCAGCCGACCCUUUCACCGCUCUGGCCCCGGUUGCUCCUGCUGUAGACUUCACAGAAAGAUAGCCCACAGGGGACAGCGCUCCCGCGAGCUGGGCAGAGCGAGAGAACCGGGCGUUGUUAUUCAUUAUGUGCAAUAGUCCUUGUUCCUGCACUGAUGUCAAGAAAUACCACUGUGUCACGUGUACAGAGUUGGAGUAUGUGUAUAUUGGAAAUAGGGAAAACCCUUCUCAUUAUUAACUGGAGUUCUGGUGUGUUUCUGUUUGGAUAACUGAGAGCAGUGGCCAUAAAGAGUGCUCAAAACUACUCUGGGGAGUAGACCCCACUCAGAUCCUCGUGAGGCCCCCAAGAAUCUCAGAAAGACGCGCGGCUCCCCGCUGGCCUGGCUCCGCCCUCACGAGCAGUCACCAAAGAGCUGUCCGCGGGGCGGGACGCUGGACCGGACUCUGAGAGGCAUUGCUAGAGAGAGUGAGUGCACACAUGCGCACACAUGUGUGGUGUAUGCACACACAGGCUAACACUCACCUAAACUCUAGGGCAUGACUCAGACCAAAUCUGUAUCUAAAAGUUCUGAGAGUUCUUUUUUCAAUAUUUCACUAUCAGAAGGACCACUGUAAGUGAAAUUUGGACAUUAAUUUUCUUUCCAAAACUAAAAUAACCCUUACUCCUGAAACAGCAUUUUCUCUCCUUGCACGCGUGCACGCACACAGCUCUGCACUCCCCACUCCAGGCCCCAGGCCUUCCCUCUGGGACGGCUCCUGGCAGCUGGAAGCACGUGUCGCAGUCACUGUCCGCACACACUCCAGCCCUUUCCAAGGAGCCAGUGGCCGUGUGUCUGCGAGGCACAGGCCAUGGGUUCAGUGAGGAAUUCAGUGUGUGCUGCCUGCUGCCUGCUCCCUCCUCCACACCACCCCCCCCCACCCCGUCUGCCGCUCCAGGCUUCCUCAGCAGGGAAAGCAGGGGGGAGGGGGUGCUCUGAACUGGGUCUUCCCUGAGGGGCUGGGGCCCACCAGGUGCUGCUGGAAGCUCUCCGGCGCCUCCUGGCGGCAGAUUCCCUCUCCUGCUCUGCUCCAUCCACUGACCCCGCUUCUAUUCGUUUUCUGAAGUACACGGAAUUUUUACAGAAUGAAGUAUUUUGCUAUCAUUAAGUAAUCCCAAUCAGAAAAUCCGUGAGCAGCUGUUUUGUUGUCAGUUUAAGCUAAAGUCAUCUGUACCCAUAAGACUUAGGUUAACGCUCCUUUCUAUAGAGCGUUGUGUAUGUCCACCGAAACCCCGCGUCCUCAUUGGACCUUCACUCAUGUGCGUCGGGGGAUGGCAGGAAGCAGGGUCCCUGGUAAGAAAGUGGAAAAGCACAGAACUGCAUUGCACUUCACCACAGAAAGCAAAUCCAUAGUCAAAGUACUUCUCUAGAUGCUUAAAUGCUAUCACACUCUAUUUAUAGAAGUCAUCCUCUCUGUUAACAGCCAGGAACUUGUGAGUUUUCUAUUGUGCUUUUUGGGGUUCUAAGCAUUUCAGCAUCAGUAUAUCUUAAACGGCAGUAUUACUCUAAGCCAUAUGCUUCCAAUGUGAACUAACUUGUCCAAACUGUGGCUUUAGCUUCUGUGUGAUUAGUGUGUGGUAUGUGCUCUCUAUUAGACAGACAGUUCCUUACCCACAACAGCAGCUCCGUGAGGAGUCUUCCGGUGAACCUGCACUACUGCCUGAAACACACAUGCCGUGCGGCACCGUGGCCUUUAUCGGAAACUCUAUUUGGCAAGUUGCUGAAAGUGCACAAAGCUAUGGAAGUUAAAGGUACGCUGCCAAUAACUGGCCAUUAUUCUGUGUCUUACUGAAAUAUCUACCAGUUCUGUUAAAAGCAGAGCAGAAUUUAGA